AUGAUCUAUUAUUACACAGAAACUCGUGAACUCCUUAAUCUCGAAGAUUCAUCCCUAUAUGACGCCGUUAAUGAAGGCGCUGAUGUUUUGGAUCAACGACAACCGCUUCAAAUCGUCAGCCAGCUCGGCGAGGAGGUUUUGCAUACGUCUUCCCUUGUUAGGAAGGCCUUCACUGAAGCUUCAGCCGGUAGCGCCUCUAAGAAGUUCAAAGACCCCUCUCACAUCUCCGGAUGCACAUAUGCGAUGAAGAAAGUUUUGAGUCAAAAUAAUGAUCAACUGGAGCUCGUGAUUGAAGAGAUUCAUGGUAUCUUCCCUGUUUAG
Messenger RNA from Lactuca virosa, 321 nucleotides. Lineage: Eukaryota; Viridiplantae; Streptophyta; Magnoliopsida; Asterales; Asteraceae. The record is from the annotation of a GenBank genome assembly.